UCGCCUGCGCUACUACAGGAACAAGAAGCCCCGCCCAUCCACAGCUCCCGCCGCUCCAUCGUUGGAGCCCUGGGACUUCCACACCACAACACCGAGGAGAGAGCUCUCGGUGAAGCCGCAGCUCCCCAUCCAGUCCCACGGUUCGACAGAAGAGCUGGUCCGAAGGCAGUGGAGGUGAUGAUGGCGGCGGCGGUGGAUAGAGGAGGCGUUCGGGCCGCUUUCCUGAACCCGGGCAGCGGCGGUGGCGGCGGCGGUGGACCUGCACCAGCGUCCCUCCCUACCGGAGCGGCUCUGGGGGCUGUCGUCCCGGGUUCGGGCUCUGGUUCGGGCUCUGGCGCCGUGCCUGUGCCCAUGAACCUCUUCGCGACAUGGGAAAUAGACCGGUCGUCUCCGAGCUGUGUUCCAAGGCUCUGCAGUCUCACGUUGAAGAAGCUGAUUGUGCUCAAAGAACUGGAUAAAGAGCUCAACUCGCUGUCUAUAGCUGUCAAAAUACAGGGCUCCAAGCGGCUCCUGAGGUCAAACGAGUACGUCCUCCCUCCCAACGGGCUGAUGGAGACUGACCUGGAGCUCACCUUCUCACUACAGUACCCCCACUUCCUGAAGAGGGACGCCAACAGACUGCAGAUCAUGCUGCAGAGGAGAAAGCGCUACAAAAACCGAACCAUCCUGGGCUACAAGACGCUGGCCGUGGGAGUCAUCAACAUGGCGGAGGUGAUGCAACAUCCCACCGACGGGGGACAGAUACUGGGUCUCCAUAGCAACGUGAAGGAGGCGCCGCUGCGCGUGGCGGAGAUCAGCGUGUACUCUCUGUCUAGCCAGCCCAUCGACCACGAGGACGGCAGCGGCCAGGCCGGACGCAAGACCAAGGCCUCAGACCGCUCCCCAGACAUGGAUAACUACUCGGAGGAGGACGAUGACAGCUACUCCUCAGGGCAGGAAGCCAGCGACGAUGCCGCUCAUGGCCAGGAUCUCUACGAUGAGGACGACGAGGUCAGGAAGCCCAAGAAGGCGAGGAGGAAGAUGAUCCGGACCACCUCCAUGACGCGGCAACCCAACUUCAAGCAGAAGUUUGUGGCCCUACUGAAGAGGUUCAAGGUGACCGACGAGGUCCUGGACUCGGACCCGGUGGACCAGACCCAGGAGGUGGAGGAGGACCUGGACCUGCUCUACGACAGCCUGGAGGUGUACAACCAGAGCGACAGCGGGCCAGAGAUGGAGGACAACGAGAGCGUGCUCAGCACCCCCAAGCCCAAACUUAAGCCGUUCUUCGAGGGCAUGUCCCACUCCAGCUCCCAGACGGAGAUCGGGAGCCUGCACAGUCAGAAGAGCCAACACAGGGAGCUGUCCUUUCCCAGCGGAGAGUUCUUGACCGUGGACAGAUGUAAAGUCACACCGGGCACCCGCUACCAGGACGACAUCAUCCCUGACCCCGUCAUCGGGGAGAUGGAGGCUGACGACAGCGGGCUGGGCCAGGGCCCGACCCAGGGGGAGGUGAGCGGCAGCUGGGACGUCAGCACCGAGCGGCUGGCCAGCACCGUGGGGAAGCUCUGCAAGACGGAGUCCCAGAACCACAUGUCUCCCAGCAAGGCGGAGAACAAGCUGCAGCGUCGUCCGCGCAGCACCUCCAUGAAGGACCGGCAGAACUCCAAGGCCCAGAGCGACCGCACCAGCAGCAUGGAGAGCGAGUGCUCCCCGGACUCCCGGCUCGGAGCGCAGGUCCCCAGGAAGUCUGUGUACGACCAGCUGAACCAGAUCCUCAUCUCUGACGAGCGCUUACCCGAGAGCAUCAUCCUCAUCAACACCAUGGAGUGGCAAGGCCAGUAUGUAGCCGAGGUGCUGCAUGGGCACGGCCAGCCAAUCGUGUCCACCUGCUCUGCUGCAGACGUCCAGGCUGCCUUCAACACCAUCGUCACACGCAUACAGAGAUUCUGUAACUGCAACGCCCAGAUGCCUCCCACCAUCAAGGUGGCGGUGGCGGGGGACCAGUGCUACCUGAGCACCAUCCUGCGCUUCUUUGUGGAGCAGCUGGCCAACAAGACCCCCGACUGGCUCAGCUACAUUCGCUUCCUGGUCAUCCCCAUCGGUUCCCAUCCCCUGGCUAAGUACAUGGCGUCGUUCGACAGCCGCUUCAACACCAUCUUCAUGGACACGGCCUGGAGGGACCUGUUCUGCAGGACAGAGCGGCCCACUUUAGAUAACCUUGACGUGGCGGGGCGCGUGGGCCAGUACCUGGCCGGCGCCAACGUCUCCCACCAGUUCCCCAUCUCAGAAGCCAUGCUCACCUACAAACAGAAGAGCCCCGAUGAGGACUCCUGCCAGAAAUUCGUGCCAUUUAUUGGGGUGGUGAAGGUCGGGAUCGUGGAGCACAGUCUCUCCACCUCAGUGGACUCUGACGACGCCAUGGUGGUGAACCCGGGCAUCCUGUCGUCGCCCACGCCGCCCGCGCCCGGCUCGUACGGCAAGGAGAUCGGCAACACGCCGCCGCAGUCCCCCUCCGUGUCCACCGCCCUCUCCGGAGCUGGUUCUCCGUGCUCGGGCGGCGAGGUGAUGGGGCUGCAGGUGGACUACUGGACGUGGCAGGGCCCGGAGAAGAAGAAGGAGGGCGAGAAGAGGGACGUGGGCCUGAAGAACACGCUGAAGAGCAACUUCCGCUCGCUACAGGUCAGCCGUCUGCCCUGCGGGGGCGAGCUCACCCCCCCGCCCAGCAUGGCCAUGACCGUGGUCACCAAGGAGAAGAACAAGAAAGUGAUUUUCCUCAGCAAGAAGCCCAAGGAGAAAGAGCUGGACUCUAAGAGCCAAGUGAUCGAUGGCAUCAGCAGGCUGAUCUGCACUGCCAAGCACCAGCACACCAUGCUGAGAGUUUCUAUCGACGGCGUGGAGUGGAACGACGUCAAGUUCUUCCAGCUGGCCGCCCAGUGGCCCACCCACGUCAAGCACUUCCCCGUGGGCAUCUUCGGCUACACCAAGCCCAUGUGACCCCGGGCCGCCCCCCCAUCGCCCCCCGGCCCUUGUCCCUCCCGACCACGCCGGACCCUCCUCUGCACUUGUGUCCCCCCUGGAAGAGCUCCCGGGGGCUGGGGGUGAAGCGUCCCCCCCCCCCCCCCCCCCCCCCCCCCAGUUGUCCUGGCCGCUCUAGUUUUCCUGUGGAAACCUUAACUGGCUCACACACACCCCCACCGCCCCCAACGCGCGCGCUCAGCCCGCCAGCAAGUUCCAUGUCGUUGAGUUGCUGCGUUUAAACUUUCAAUGUUGAUGUUGUUGAGGUUGUUGCCGGUUUUUUCGUUUUUGUAUAUUUACACACUACAAAGAAAUGAGAGAGCGAGAGAGAAAGGGAGAGCGAGAGAGAAAAAGAACAAGUAUCUAUUUUGUAAGAUUUGUGCUGCCACCUUGGGAAACUAUUUUGAGGUCUGAGAGAAUCGCCACAUUUCGAUUUGACGGCAGCUGUGUUUGCACUUUGUUUAUGUUAACAUUUUAUUAUUUCUGUGAAAUUCUCGUGCUAUUGUUACUCUACAAAACGGAGGCGUGUGACAGUGAUGUGCAGUGGUGCAUAUGAGAUUGCUGGAGAUUGUGUUUGUGUAUGUUUAUUGACGGUUGGAAUAUUGCUGUGAAUCUAGAUGGAAUCCUUUCCCUUCUAAUUAACUCAGUGUUCUGGUUUCUAAUAUAAUUUUUCACACUAAAGCAAAAAAAAAAAAAAGGAAAAAAAAAAGAUUUUAUAGCGACAAACAUACUACACUGUUUAUUUCUUUCUGCCUUGUUGCUUUGAAGCAUCCUGUUUACCUAACAAGCAAAACGAUAACAAUUGAAGUAUUUGUAUUCUAGAUGGUAGCUAUUAUGAAUGUAGCUAUAACGCAUUUGUACCACAUAUAUACAGUGCAUUAGCUCAGUGCUUUGUUCAUCUAUUUAAGCAACGCUCAUGUUGGUGGUGUCUGGACUUGAUUGGGAACAGGACAGCUGGUCUAGUCGAAGCAGGGUUGAUCUGAUGAACCACAUAGUCCAACUCUUACAGCUGAAUGCCAAAUGUAAGAAUCCCUUUUGUUCUGACAUGUCAUGUUCGGUUUGAAGGUUUUUGUUUUUGGGGUUAGAGUUCACUGAUUCCCCUUGUGUUGACAUCCGGCCUGCCCCUGUUUGUAAGGGGUAACUUGGGGUUCCUAACCACAUGUUUGUGUGUUGUGUUUAGAAGAUGCGUCGGCUCUCAUUAGCAUCACUUGGAAACCCCUCUUUGUGGAUGUCCUGGUUCGGGACUUCUUGAGUAGAUAUGUGGUGAUGUGCCAAAAUCCAGUUGGUUUAGCGCUUUUGAAUAUACACUACACGGCUUGGUCUCGUCCCUGCAGGAAUCCGCUUAAAGUAUGGCGUUUCCCUAAAUCUUUGUUUGCUUCAGCGAAGUGGCUCAUAUUGGUCCAAAUAAAAAAUUGCGACUUCUUACAUCUUUUAAGUGUUCAAAUGCUAAACGAGAACAUCAAAAUAUAAUAAUCCCUAUGUGGCUUGAUAUGGAAGUAGUGCAAAAAAAUGUUAAAUGUUAUGUCGUUAAGACAAGUUACCCACUCAGUGUUGAAUAUGCCUAUACUAAGAAAUGUUUUGUUUUGGACUUUUUGGAAGUCUGACUUUAACGUGCGUUGGCAGCCGUGCGACGCACGACGCGAUGGGAUGAGCAGAGGGUUUAAGUCACUGCCUAUGUGUGUCUGUGUAGGUGUGCUAAAUAUUUUAUGGUACUCCCUGAAGUGUGUUAAUUAUGUGAACUAUUUGCAAUAGGAAACCUUUGAGAGAUAGCAAAAAAGGGCCUUCUUGGUGAUGAAUUACCUGUUGUUGCUUUUUAUAUAAAGUGAAGACUUUCGAGCUUAAACAAGCUGUCUUUUAUAGUAUUGUAUAUAAACUAUAGAAGAUGUACUAUUGUGAAUUGCAAAUUCCCCCCCCUCCUACUAAAUUUAAAGCACAAAUAAUUAACCUUUAUUUCUUCUGGAGGCCAAAUGUAUUUCAAUAAUUGUUUGAUUUCUAAAAUGCAAACACUAGUCCAAUGUGUAAUUUCUUGUAAAUUUCUCGCCCACUGGGUAAUGCACUUUUUGUGGUUGAAUCCACCGUUCAGCUCCAUUCAGAACACACUUGGGCUCGGAGGUCGUUGGAGGCUAUGUCUGAAUUAUAAACCACUACCUUUCCGUCACCAGAAGGCAUUUCUUUAUCCGAGUGCAACAAGAGCCCUCUAUAACCGGGGCUCAGCGUUCAUGACGGGAUAGAGCGCCUCCAAGUCUGACAAGUAUUUUUUUUUCUUUUGCGCUUUCGUCUUUGCUACUUGAUGUUAAAAGUAACUCUUAUUCAACAUCUACCGGCACAUGUCUCCCUGUGACUGUACACUCGAGCUGUUCCAUUUCUCUACUUUAAUACCUAUUCGCUAAAUUCUCCAGAGAUGACCCGGCCAGUGUCCAUUCGUAAGCCCUGUGCUGUGAUGUGCUAGCCAGGGCCGGAGAAGGCUGUAAAAGAGAUGGCCCUUUAAAACGUCAUAAAGAGAGCAUACAGGUGUAUUUCAAUGACCUCCGUUACAUUUUACCCUAGAUUUAAAAAGGUAGCAUGGGGGUGUUUUACAGGAAUGGAUCAGUGAGUUGGCUUUUCGGCUUUUACAGCAACUUUUUCACCAAACUUAAAGCACUGCAGUAAGCAAACUUUCAACAUAACUUAUGCAUCAUUUUCCCCUUAAGUGGUCCUACUCCAUAGCCUGCCAAGCGCCACCUCAUUGAUCCUGGGAUUUGAAAUGCCACCCAAGUGUCUUUGCACAAACCCUAUUUUAAAUGACAUGACAGUAUUUUUAAAUUUACCACUAAGAAAAUAUGGGUUACUCUUUGCAUGUUUUACUAUAGUUGUAAAUACGUUUUGGAUUUUUUUAUAUGGUUUUGUUUCUUUCCAUGCUGUCACAAGCAUUUGUGUUAAAAUAAAGUUUUUAAUCUUCUGUACAACCAGCAUUUGGGGUUUUCAUUUCCAGAGUCAAACACGUGGUUUUCCACUUUUAUUGUGGCGUAAUUGCUUAAUAGAUACAAAGACACUUCUCAGUCACACACAGCGAGAGCGAAGUCAGAGCCCUGUGCUCAAGCGGCUGAAAUGGAGGGCAGGUUGACGUAGCUCUUCAUGGGCGGCAGCGGUUUGAUCUUGCGCCCGGCCCAGCCGCCCUUCCUCUUCCACAGGCCGCUGGACGGCCGGAUGCCCAGCCAGCGGUUGCGGCCCGCCUUGCCGAUGAUCCUCUUGUUGUGGUCCACGUUGGAGACGCGACCCACCGUCACCAUGCAGGUCUCCGCCACCUGAGCGCCAAAGCGGGGGUUUAGCGUUGGAACAUUUACAUUUAGGGCCUUGAGCAGACGCUUUUGUCCAAAGCGACUUAAAAUAAUGCAGAGUCUAGGGUGAACUCUGAACAAGAGGAUAAG
Molecule: messenger RNA, 6404 nt
Organism: Gadus chalcogrammus (walleye pollock)
Lineage: Eukaryota; Metazoa; Chordata; Actinopteri; Gadiformes; Gadidae
Product: phosphofurin acidic cluster sorting protein 2-like
Exons: 24
Coding region: 178-2976 (932 amino acids)
Biological process (GO): protein localization to plasma membrane
Molecular function (GO): transmembrane transporter binding
Source: RefSeq, a predicted model, not a curated record